UGGAGUCGUCGUGUCAUUAUCUGCUUUAUCGACAGCAGCAGCAAUAAUAAUACAACAGCAAUUGAUUGAAUUUGAAUCAAAACUUAUCUACACUCGAACUUUUCAGCAACAAUGUCCUCAGACUCAGUCGUUUACCACUACCUCGCCAUCGGCAAGCUUGGCCGCGGAGAAGUUGUCAAGCUGUUCUUGAAGGAUGCUGGCAUUGACUUCGAGGAGAAGCGUUAUAAAUACCCUGAUACCUGGCCAGAGACCAGCGAGAAGCUCAAGCAGCAGGGCAUCACCCGCACUGGAAGCCUUCCUUCUCUUGAGUACAAAGGCCUCAUCCUCACUCAGCAUAUCCCAGUCCUUCGUUUCCUCUCUCGCGACCUCGGCAAGUAUGACGGCAAGACGAAUGAGGAUAAGUAUUUGGUAGAUGCUGUCUCCGACAUCUACAUCGAUUGGAGAUCCCAAUGGGUUGCCAACCUCAAGGGAGCAACCGACGAGUACAAGAACGAAUUCCUCCCCAAGUACUACGAUCUCAUUGCGAAGUACUAUUCUGACCGCGAAGGUCCUUAUCUUCUCGGUGAUGAAGUCAGCUACACCGACUUUGCGAUCUACCAGUCCAUUGACAACGACACACGAACCAAGACCAUCCCUUCUAAAAUUCCUGAUGUCCUUCUCAAGUUCAAGGAAGUUUUCGAGGCUAGGCCCAACAUUGCUGAGUACAUCAAAUCCGAGUAAGACGAGCCAUGCUAGGGGAGGCAGGAAAACUUAGAACCUCUAUCCUAAGUGAUGAAAAUAUUUAGGCAACUCUAGCCUAAGCUUAGGGGGCUCUUUACUGAGUUUAUCUUAGCAUCCUCUUCUCAAUUCUCAAGUUUUCUUGCUCCCUGAGACCAUGGUCCCUGUGACUCAAUGCAUCUUCUUGGGGGCAAUUAGACCAAGUUUACUGAUAUAAAUACAACUCAAAUUGUAUCUA
This is a messenger RNA of Fusarium oxysporum Fo47, 955 nucleotides long. Its product is annotated as glutathione S-transferase. Bases 112 to 720 code for a protein of 202 amino acids. The transcript has 5 exons. Gene Ontology annotation, molecular function: glutathione transferase activity. The record is from RefSeq and is a predicted model, not a curated record. NCBI's taxonomy places the organism in Eukaryota, Fungi, Ascomycota, Sordariomycetes, Hypocreales, Nectriaceae. Gene Ontology annotation, biological process: glutathione metabolic process.